AUGUUCUGGUUCAAAGCUGGAUCCAACAGAUCCUAUCCAAAUAUCAUCUACACUGAUGGUAAAAGAGCUGAUAACUGUAAGAAAAGUCCAAACACCGGAAAAAAAUGUAUCUAUAACUUCCCCAAGAACAUCAGCUCCUCUGAUCCUGGGACUUACUACUGUGCUGUGGCUACAUGUGGAGAAAUCUUACUAGGAAAUGUCAUCAGAAAGGAAGGAGGAAACUCAAAGAAGACAUCCAGCUACACUGUUGUUCAGCAGUCAACAGCCUCAGAGUCGUCACGUCCACAAGAAUCAGAGACUCUGCAGUGUUCAGUUCUCUCUGAGUCAGAGAACAAUUCAUGUUCAGAAGAUCUAAGCAUGUUCUGGUUCAAAGCUGGAUCCAACAGACCCUAUCCAAAUAUCAUCUACACUGAUACUAAAAGAGCUAAUAACUGUGAGAAAAGUCCAAAUACCCGAAGAAAAUGUACCUAUAACUUCCCCAAGAACAUCAGCUCCUCUGAUCCUGGGACUUACUACUGUGCUGUGGCUACAUGUGGAGAAAUCUUAUUAGGAAAUGUAAUCAGAAAGGAAGGAGGUCAAACACCACUUUAUAAAAUUCCGAUUCUGCUGAUCACAAUAACCAUUAUGACCUUUUCUCUGACUGUAAAUGUAAUUUUGAUCUGUUACCAAAGUCACGACUUAGCAGGUCAAAUCAUCAAAGAAAGUUCCUCUGAAGAAGAGAGGAAAAAGUUCAACCAACAAAGAGAUGAAAUUCCUGAGGACAGGAUCUGGUCUACUGUGCGUUACAUUUUUUUGAAUGAAAGAUGCCUAGAGGAACAAAGAAGAGCAAAUUGAAGAUUAAAAAAAAUCUGUUUGAAUGAAUGUCGAGAUGAAAUUUGUACUCUUUCCCAAAAACAACGCCUUUCUCCUUGUGUUAUCACAGCUUUGUUUUAUUUUUAUGUUUUACAAGUUGUUUAUUUUAGAAAAAUAAUGUUACAUAUAUCACAGGCCGUAGCAACCAAGCCUAUCCAGUGCUGUUUUCAAUUAUUUACAGAUCCUGAAAAUAAGCUUUCUAAUAAGGUGAAACUUAUGAAAAUUGAAUAAGACCUGUAUAUAUCAAUGCUGGAACUCUGCAAAGAGCAUUAAGUUUAAAAACCAGACCAUGAAAAUUUAAACACC
Messenger RNA from Cyprinodon variegatus (sheepshead minnow), 1158 nucleotides. RefSeq lists its product as uncharacterized. The transcript has 5 exons. Bases 1 to 834 code for a protein of 277 amino acids. Lineage: Eukaryota; Metazoa; Chordata; Actinopteri; Cyprinodontiformes; Cyprinodontidae. The record is from RefSeq and is a predicted model, not a curated record.